Molecule: messenger RNA, 3520 nt
Organism: Liolophura sinensis
Lineage: Eukaryota; Metazoa; Mollusca; Polyplacophora; Chitonida; Chitonidae
Product: transitional endoplasmic reticulum ATPase
Exons: 18
Coding region: 92-2503 (803 amino acids)
Biological process (GO): autophagosome maturation; retrograde protein transport, ER to cytosol; mitotic spindle disassembly
Cellular component (GO): cytosol; nucleus; VCP-NPL4-UFD1 AAA ATPase complex
Molecular function (GO): ATP hydrolysis activity; ATP binding; polyubiquitin modification-dependent protein binding
Source: RefSeq, a predicted model, not a curated record
UGGCCAUAUUCGUAUCGACACAACACGACAUCGUCGAACUGGGGCAGCGUUCAUACUCGAUCUUUGUUAAUUGACACUUUCUAACAGGGAAAUGGCAGAGGGAUCAAGCAAAGAUGAUCUGGAGACUGCCAUCCUGCGGAAAAAGGAAAAACCUAACCGUUUAUUUGUUGAAGAUGCCAUCAAUGAAGACAACUCAGUUGUUUCCCUUUCACAGGGAAAAAUGGAUGAACUCCAGCUUUUCAGAGGGGAUACUGUGAUGUUAAAAGGAAAACGCCGAAAGGAGACAGUUUGUAUUGUAUUGUCAGACGACACAAUAUCAGAUGAGAAGAUUCGUAUCAACAGAUGUGUGAGAAAUAACUUGCGUGUACGACUUGGUGACAUUGUCAGUGUACAGCCGUGUCCAGAUGUGAAAUAUGGCAAAAGAAUACAUGUUUUGCCUAUUGAUGACACAGUUGAAGGCCUCACAGGAAAUUUGUUUGAAGUAUACCUGAAACCAUAUUUCCUGGAGGCCUACCGCCCAGUAAAAAAGGGUGACAUUUUCUUGAUUCGUGGUGGUAUGAGGGCAGUGGAAUUCAAAGUGAUCGAGACAGACCCCUCACCAUACUGCAUUGUUGCCCCAGACACAGUAAUCCACUGUGAGGGAGAGCCCGUGAAAAGAGAGGAAGAGGAAGAACAGCUGAAUGAGGUCGGCUAUGAUGAUAUUGGAGGUUGUCGUAAACAGUUGGCUCAGAUCAAGGAAAUGGUGGAACUCCCUCUCAGGCACCCACAGUUGUUCAAGACAAUUGGUGUCAAGCCUCCACGUGGUAUAAUGCUGUACGGACCUCCUGGUGUUGGAAAAACUCUGAUUGCUCGGGCUGUGGCUAAUGAAACUGGAGCUUUUUUCUUCCUCAUUAACGGCCCAGAGAUUAUGAGCAAGUUAGCAGGAGAAUCGGAGAGUAAUCUGAGGAAAGCUUUUGAAGAAGCAGAGAAAAAUUCACCAGCCAUCAUCUUCAUAGAUGAACUGGAUGCCAUAGCGCCAAAAAGAGAAAAGACUCAUGGAGAAGUGGAGCGACGUAUUGUCUCUCAGUUGUUAACAUUGAUGGAUGGACUGAAGCAGAGAUCUCAUGUUAUAGUUAUGGCAGCCACAAACAGACCAAACAGUGUUGAUGCUGCUCUCAGACGAUUUGGUCGCUUUGACAGAGAGGUGGAUAUUGGCAUCCCUGAUGCCACAGGCAGGCUGGAAAUUCUUAGAAUCCACACCAAGAACAUGAAGCUGUCGGACGAUGUAGAUCUGGAGCAGGUAGCCGCAGAGACGCAUGGCUUUGUGGGAGCCGAUUUGGCAGCCCUCUGCUCGGAGGCUGCCCUUCAGCAAAUCAGAGAGAAAAUGGACCUGAUAGAUUUAGAGGAUGAACAAAUUGAUGCAGAGGUUCUAGAUGCACUGGCAGUUACAAUGGAAAACUUCAGGUGGGCUUUGUCGAAGAGUAACCCAAGCGCCUUGAGAGAAACCACAGUGGAAGUGCCCACAGUGACAUGGGAGGACAUUGGAGGACUGGAAAAUGUCAAGAGAGAGUUACAAGAACUUGUUCAGUAUCCAGUGGAACAUCCUGAAAAAUUCCUGAAGUUUGGUAUGACCCCAUCCAAAGGUGUGCUGUUUUAUGGCCCGCCAGGAUGUGGUAAAACUCUGCUAGCCAAAGCCAUUGCCAAUGAAUGCCAGGCUAACUUUAUCUCUGUCAAAGGCCCCGAGUUACUGACCAUGUGGUUUGGAGAGUCGGAAGCAAAUGUCAGGGAUAUCUUUGAUAAAGCCAGGUCCGCUGCUCCUUGUGUCCUGUUUUUUGACGAGUUGGAUUCCAUAGCAAAGUCAAGAGGUGGAAAUGCUGGUGAUGGUGGUGGUGCUGCAGAUCGUGUGAUCAAUCAGCUUCUGACAGAGAUGGACGGUAUGAGUGCUAAGAAGAACGUCUUCAUUAUUGGUGCCACUAACAGACCUGAUAUCAUUGACCCAGCUAUCCUGCGACCAGGUCGUCUGGAUCAGCUCAUCUACAUCCCUCUGCCAGAUGACAAAUCCCGUAUUCAGAUCCUCAAAGCAGCCCUUAGAAAAUCCCCUGUGUCAAAGGACAUUGAUCUGGAAUUCUUAGCCAAGGUGACCCAUGGCUUCAGUGGUGCAGAUUUGACAGAGAUUUGUCAGCGGGCCUGUAAACUGGCCAUCCGAGAGUCUAUAGAGACAGAAAUUCGUCAAGAGAGAGAAAGGGCUCGAAAUCCUGAUGCAGAUAUGGAAGUGGAAGAAUCAGACCCUGUUCCAGAGAUCCGUCGGGAUCACUUUGAAGAGGCCAUGAAAUUUGCUAGGAGGUCAGUCAGCGAUAAUGACAUUCGCAAAUAUGAGAUGUUUGCACAGACGCUUCAACAGAGCCGAGGGUUUGGUGGCAACUUCAGAUUCCCAGGAGCCACAGGUACACCAGGGCAAGGCACUACACAGGCCGGUCAAGACUCAAACUUUGCUGAAGGAGAAGAUGAUGACUUGUACAGCUAGACAACUUGCAGUGCUUUCCUGUUUAUUUGAACCAAGCAUGGUAGUUCCUUUUCCUUACCAACGGAAUAUCUAUUAGCUCUACCUGAUCUGACAGUAGAAGCAUUUUACUGUACAUGUAUAUGCAUUAUCUUGUUACUGAUUUGUCAAUUUUUCAUGAAAGAAGGCUGUAUGAUAUGCACUGUGCUUUUGCAAGAGAUAGAACCAACAUGUUAAAUGGCCUAAGAAGUUUUGAUGUUCACUAAUCCCCAAAAUUGUUUGACCCAAUGAGACAGUUUUUCUUUUUUUAAUUAACUUUUAAACCACACAGAAGUAAAAAUGCUGAUUUCAUUGUCUUGUGAGACAGAUUAUAUCAAAAUAUUGUAAGUUAUCAUAUAUAUAUCUAUAAAAUAUAUAUACAUAUGUAUCUUUAUAAACAUGUGUGAAUUUCUGGACAGACAUUUUAUUCAAUGCCAUGUUUAUUUUUUCUGCCAGCUCGGCAAUAUAUUGUAAUUCAUUUGAAUUGUUCUUGACAAACAUAAUAUAGACAAAUCUGCUGUUAUAAGCAUACUAACUAGUUCUUGGUGGAUCGAAAUGCCCUCUAUUUUUAUCUUGUUGGACUGGCCUUCAUUAGUUCACCUCACUCACAUCAUAUUUGUUAUCCCCUAAAAAAGCCAGAUGUCAUUGUAAAUGGAGUGUGUGUGAAAGUGCUAAACACAGAUGUGGUAAACCUAACCACCCCCUGGGCAUUUAUGCGAACUCCACCUGUCUGUGAGGUAAAUUUCUAUCAGUUGGGAUCAGCUGUUCUGUGUGCUUCAUUGAUGUACUUAGUUGGAUCGAAAAUCGUCGUCUGUGCUUGUUCAAAAAUGUUUCAUGGCAUAGCUUUCAUCACAGUGGUUGUUUUAUAAUAAGUUACCAUAGAAAGGGUUCAGUAAAAAUUUAAAUACAGCAAGAAAUGACAAAAAAUAAAAGUUAUGCACAUUUAGUGACCCAUAUGUCUUAAGUUAUCUUGUGGUGAUUAAAGUUUCCAUACUCUCAAUA